AUGCCGAUACUUAGCGUCCAAGAGGUUGCGACAAAAUUCAAGGAAACGUGGAUGAUGUGUCAUCCCGAGGACCGCAGUAAUGUAAAUGGCUCGGUGUAUUUGGAUGACAGCCUCACUAGCCUUCAGUGGCUACAAGACUUCUCCAUACAGAGUGCUACGCUAGGGAACCUCCCCAGCUCCAGCUUCUGUUCUCAGCAAGUUCCAUACAAGCAUCCCCAAGGGACGGACUCACCUGCCAGCCCACCAGCUGGAGACACUGCUGCCACGUGCAUGCCACGGAGCUUUGAGAACCCUGUACCAACUAGUGCCCUAGCCAGCCGAAGUCACCUUAAUUUUAGUCACCAAGAGCAAGCAUCAAACUAUGCCCAUCAGAAGCCUGUUACUCUGCCUCCCAGUCCAUUAGCUGAGGUUGACUACAGGACCAAUCCUCUGGUUAAACCACCUUAUUCUUAUGCCACUCUCAUCUGCAUGGCCAUGCAAGCCAAUAAGAAAAACAAAAUCGCCUUAUCAGCCAUCUAUAACUGGAUCACAGAAAACUUCUGCUACUACAGGCAUGCUGAUCCCAGCUGGCAGAAUUCCAUUCGCCAUAACCUUUCACUCAACAAGUGUUUCAUAAAAGUGCCAAGGCAGAAGGAUGAGCCCGGAAAAGGAGGUUUCUGGCAAAUCGAUCCUCAGUAUGCCAACAUGUUUGUGAAUGGCAUCUUCAAACGCAGGAGAAUGCCUGCUUCUCACGUUAACACUCACAGACACAGCAGCCCUUGGCUGUGCAAGGGCCAGAACGUGCAAGAUUUUGCCCAGGUCGAUUAUUCUUGUCGAGGGCCCGUUAUGGAAAAGAAACACAAACAGCCUACUCUCAGGCAUAGCCCCAAGUGGGCCAAGAUUUCCCAGUCUCCACCACUGACACCAGAAUCGAACGAAUCAGAAACCUCAAAGGGCGAUCCUGAUUGGGGCUCAAUGUUUGAUGACGUCUUGAUGGGAAACAAUGGCACUUUUGAGGAUUUUGACCUCAACACAGCGCUGAACUCUCUUGGCUGUGGUGUGGACCCUUCCCAGGAAUGUUGGCGCUUUGUCGACCAAAAUAAAUGGUGCUUGGCCGGGCCAGAUCAGAGCUCCAAGUACAUGGAGAUGACUGACACAGUAAACUGGAAUUUGGAGGAGGUCCAGCAUCAGCAGCUGACUGAUCUGCAGCAACCGCUGUCUUUUGCUUUUCCAUGUCAGUCUGAGGAUAUGACACUGUUCUCAGAUCAGCAGAUAUACCCAUUGGAAGAGAUAAAAGAAGAAAUGCAGGCGGUGCCCAUCUCAUCAGACCACAGUCUCAGCUUCUGUGAUGGUGUCUUCAAUAACAUACAGUCUUGGGAGAGGCCAGACUCUUAUGUGUGA
This is a messenger RNA of Chanos chanos (milkfish), 1380 nucleotides long. Its product is annotated as forkhead box protein J1-B-like. Gene Ontology annotation, molecular function: RNA polymerase II cis-regulatory region sequence-specific DNA binding; DNA-binding transcription factor activity, RNA polymerase II-specific. NCBI's taxonomy places the organism in Eukaryota, Metazoa, Chordata, Actinopteri, Gonorynchiformes, Chanidae. The transcript is spliced from 2 exons. Bases 1 to 1380 code for a protein of 459 amino acids. Gene Ontology annotation, cellular component: nucleus. The record is from RefSeq and is a predicted model, not a curated record. Gene Ontology annotation, biological process: regulation of transcription by RNA polymerase II.